This is a messenger RNA of Fusarium musae, 2343 nucleotides long. RefSeq lists its product as uncharacterized. Lineage: Eukaryota; Fungi; Ascomycota; Sordariomycetes; Hypocreales; Nectriaceae. The transcript has 4 exons. The record is from RefSeq and is a predicted model, not a curated record. Bases 1 to 2343 code for a protein of 780 amino acids. Gene Ontology annotation, biological process: glucan catabolic process. Gene Ontology annotation, molecular function: beta-glucosidase activity.
AUGUUUCCUUCUUCCAUAUCUUGUUUGGUGGCCCUGAGUCUGAUGAGCCAGGGCCUUCUAGCUCAGAGCCAACCGGAAAAUGUCAUCACCGACGAUACCUACUUCUACGGCCAAUCGCCACCAGUGUAUCCUACACCGGAACAGGUAGACACCGGCUCAUGGGCUGCCGCUGUAGCCAAAGCCAAGAACUUGGUGUCCCAGUUGACACUUGAAGAGAAAGUCAACUUGACUACAGGAGGCCAGACGACCACCGGCUGCUCUGGCUUCAUCCCUGGCAUUCCCCGUGUAGGCUUUCCAGGACUGUGUUUAGCAGACGCUGGCAACGGUGUCCGCAACACAGAUUAUGUGAGCUCGUUUCCCUCCGGGAUUCAUGUCGGUGCAAGCUGGAAUCCGGAGUUGACCUACAGCCGGAGCUACUACAUGGGUGCUGAGGCCAAAGCCAAGGGCGUUAACAUCCUUCUCGGUCCAGUAUUUGGACCUUUGGGCCGAGUAGUUGAAGGUGGACGCAACUGGGAGGGGUUCUCCAAUGAUCCCUACCUGGCGGGUAAAUUAGGGCAUGAAGCUGUCGCCGGUAUCCAAGACGCCGGAGUUGUUGCAUGCGGAAAACAUUUCCUUGCUCAAGAGCAGGAGACCCAUAGACUUGCGGCGUCUGUCACUGGGGCUGAUGCAAUCUCAUCAAAUCUCGAUGACAAGACCCUCCAUGAAUUAUAUCUCUGCUAUAACAGAGCAAACAACUCACACGCCUGCCAAAACUCGAAGCUUCUCAAUGGCCUUCUCAAGGGCGAGUUAGGAUUCCAGGGUUUUGUCGUCUCGGACUGGGGCGCACAGCAAUCCGGUAUGGCUUCAGCAUUGGCUGGCCUGGAUGUUGUCAUGCCCAGCUCGAUAUUGUGGGGGGCCAACCUUACCCUUGGUGUGAACAACGGAACUAUUCCCGAGUCACAGGUUGACAAUAUGGUUACACGGCUCCUUGCAACUUGGUAUCAGUUGAACCAGGACCAAGACACCGAAGCCCCAGGUCACGGACUCGCUGCCAAGCUUUGGGAGCCUCACCCAGUAGUCGACGCUCGCAACGCAAGCUCCAAGCCUACUAUCUGGGACGGUGCAGUCGAGGGCCAUGUUCUUGUUAAGAACACCAACAACGCACUGCCAUUCAAGCCCAACAUGAAACUCGUUUCUUUGUUCGGAUACUCUCACAAAGCUCCUGACAAGAACAUCCCAGACCCCGCCCAAGGCAUGUUCUCCGCUUGGUCUAUCGGUGCCCAAUCCGCCAACAUCACUGAGCUGAAUCUCGGCUUUCUCGGAAACUUAAGUCUCACAUACUCCGCCAUCGCGCCUAACGGAACCAUCAUCUCGGGUGGAGGCUCGGGUGCCAGCGCUUGGACUCUUUUCAGCUCACCCUUCGAUGCAUUCGUUUCUCGCGCGAAGAAAGAGGGUACUGCGCUUUUCUGGGAUUUUGAGAGCUGGGAUCCUUAUGUGAACCCUACAUCUGAAGCUUGCAUCGUUGCUGGUAAUGCAUGGGCUAGCGAAGGCUGGGAUAGACCUGCAACCUAUGAUGCCUAUACUGAUGAGCUCAUCAAUAACGUCGCUGACAAGUGCGCUAACACUAUUGUUGUUCUUCACAAUGCUGGAACACGACUUGUGGAUGGCUUCUUUGGUCACCCCAACGUCACCGCUAUUAUCUACGCUCAUCUCCCAGGUCAGGAUAGUGGAGAUGCUCUGGUAUCUUUGCUCUAUGGCGAUGAGAACCCAUCUGGCCGCCUCCCUUACACCGUUGCCCGCAACGAGACGGAUUAUGGUCACCUGCUGAAGCCAGACUUGACUCUCGCCCCCAACCAGUACCAACACUUUCCCCAGUCUGACUUCUCCGAGGGUAUUUUCAUUGACUACCGACAUUUCGAUGCUAAGAACAUCACGCCUCGCUUCGAGUUUGGUUUCGGCUUGAGCUACACAACCUUUGAGUACGCUAGUCUCCAGAUCUCAAAGUCCCAGGCCCAGACACCGGAAUACCCAGCUGGUGCUCUUACCGAGGGAGGCCGUUCAGACUUGUGGGACGUCGUUGCUACUGUCACAGCAAGCGUCAGGAACACUGGGUCUGUCGACGGCAAGGAGGUUGCACAGCUGUACGUUGGUGUUCCAGGUGGUCCUAUGAGACAGCUACGUGGCUUUACGAAACCAGCUAUUAAGGCUGGAGAGACGGCUACAGUGACCUUUGAGCUUACUCGCCGCGACUUGAGUGUCUGGGAUGUUAAUGCGCAGGAGUGGCAACUUCAGCAAGGCAACUAUGCUAUCUACGUCGGCCGAAGUAGUCGAGAUCUGCCUCUGCAAGGUACCUUGAGCAUCUAG